Rotaria socialis is the source of this 477-nucleotide messenger RNA. Lineage: Eukaryota; Metazoa; Rotifera; Eurotatoria; Philodinida; Philodinidae. The record is from the annotation of a GenBank genome assembly.
AUGCUUUCGUUCACUGAAUUUCAUUCAUGGCUAAGCAUUCGUCCUAUUGAAUUAUUAUUUAUUCUAUUUGGUUGGUUCAGCUUUUCAAUUCUAUUGGUAUUACGAUAUGAUUUUCAUUUUUAUUCAAUAACAUAUUUUCAUUUAUUUCUUCCAUUAUUUUUAACAAAUGCAAUACAUUUAUAUUUUAUUCUCAUGGUUCUACUUCGUCUUUGGUUCGAACAAAAACAAAAAAGUAGUCUAGCACCAGCCUAUGCAUAUCGAUUAAUUGUACAUAAAAUCUUUACACAUGUACCACUAAUUGUUUGUUUAAUCAUGUUCAAUAAUUUACUCUAUAAAGCAUUUAUUAACAAACAAUUGCUAUCGACUAAUGUAUUUCACCAUUGUAUGGUACCGUUAUAUUUAUUUGUUGGCUGGAUGUUUUUGAAAAUAUUUAUUUGUAAAAAACAAAGUAAUAUUACUAUUGCUGCACAGUCAUAG